This is a messenger RNA of Humulus lupulus (European hop), 1848 nucleotides long. RefSeq lists its product as uncharacterized. Gene Ontology annotation, molecular function: protein serine/threonine kinase activity; ATP binding. The transcript has 12 exons. NCBI's taxonomy places the organism in Eukaryota, Viridiplantae, Streptophyta, Magnoliopsida, Rosales, Cannabaceae. Gene Ontology annotation, biological process: protein phosphorylation. Gene Ontology annotation, cellular component: cytoplasm. The coding region runs from base 996 to 1697 and encodes 233 amino acids. The record is from RefSeq and is a predicted model, not a curated record.
UUGAAAAAGUAUUAUGGUACUUAUAUAUACGUGUGUGUGGCAAAGUAAAAGAAAAAAUGGCGAUAUAAUUUUGGGAGCCCGCGUAAAAGUUAUACUUUUUUCCUGAUUCUUUUUUAAUUACAUUGUUCCACUCCGUCUGAGAUUGACUCCCAUCUUCGUCUAAGGUGCGUUCGGCUCUUCGGCGUUUCCAAUCAUUCGACUCUGUCUUUGGCUUCUCCGUUUCUUCUCUUCCUUCCAUCCCUCAAAUCUCCUCUCUCCCUCUCUCUCUCUCUCUCUCUCUCUCUCUCGUCUUUCUCUAUCUCUCGGUCACUCCUUGUGGACAGGCGAGGCUAUUACUGCUUCACUUUUUGCUCCCUUCUCGUCGGUAGCGUGCAUGACUGCAUCAAUCUCGAUCCCGAAUCUCGUUACUGAAGUCAAGUAAUUGGGAGACCAGAAUCUCGUUACUCAUGAAUCACAAUCUGUAACUUUUCUGAUUUUCAUGAUUUAUCCCCUCACUAUUGUUGAGACAAACUAAUGGUGGGCAAAGAAUAUUGAUUGAUAACUGUUCUUCUCUACCAGUCGUGGGACCACUGGCAUCUGCAGGGCUCUAGUCAAGGAUUCCCAUACAACUAGCUGCAAAUUGAAGUUGUAACAGAGAUCUUUCACCAGUUGAAUAGAGGGUCAUAUCUGAAAUAAUAAAUGAAGUUGAAUAAAGCCUUAAAAGAUCAAGUUUUCUUGAGGACUUUAGAAUGAUUGAGCUUCCAAAUUUGCGAGAUAAAUUUGUUGAGUUGCUUGAACUUCUGGGUGAGGGAAAUGGAUAUCUUGCUGGUAAAGUAGUGAAAGUUCAACAGGACAUGUUUGAAAUUAUAACCAAUGAUAUGAUGGUUGAUUCUUCAGGUUUGGAAGUAUUUUUGCUUCAUAUGUUCAGAGUGGACUGCAGGAAUUAAUGUAUUAGCAGGGUUUUUGAUGUGUGGAAAAGGUAGAAAGAAGUUCAUGAAAAACUUGGUAAUGUACGAAUGAAUGCUGCUUUUUGUUGUCUCACUCACAACUACAAAAGGCGCAUGAGUAAAAAUCUCUUCAUCUACUGGUUUAAGGGUAUCAUUGCAAGCUUUGAAAGAAUUACGAAUGAUGCAAGUAUGGGGCACAGUUAUGAUGGUUUGUUGUGGACUCUGAGGAGUUUGCAAGAACUCUCUUUUGUGUUACUGCUACCAGAUUCAGAGGUUGCAAUUUCAUCUAGUUCUUCCUCUUUAAAUGAGCCUACACAAGAAGGAUCUUGGAAGCAUGAAGCAUAUUUGUUGUUUCCAGUUCAUUUGGAUGGAACAUUGUUGGACAAUGCUAACACUAUGAAAGCUAAAAAGGAGUUAUUCUCAACCACCGAUGUUCUUCAUAUAUUUAGACAGCUUUGUGCAGGACUCGAGCACAUGCACAAUUUAGAUCCACCAUAUGCUCAUAAUGAUGUCAAGCCUAGUAAUGUCCUCAUAACUCAUGGGAAAGGACAACCACCACUAGCCAUAUUGAUGGAUUUUGGCAGUGCUCUGCCUGCAAGGAGGCAAAUUCAAUCUCGUUCUGAGGCACUACAAUUGCAGGAAUGGGCAUCUGAGCAUUGUUCAGCACCUUUUCGAGCUCCUGAGUUGUGGGAUUGUCCAAGUAAUGCAGAUAUCGAUGAGAGAGCUGAUAUUUGGUCAUUAGAAUGCACUUUAUAUGCGAAAAUGCGAUAAUGUUUUUUACCAUGUGAUUUAAGAUUUAUUGGUUUAAGUUUUUGGGUCUUUGUCUCCUGCGAGCUAUAAUAUAAUUUGAUGACAGUGGUGAAUGUUUUAAACUAAUUUGUUGAUUGUUAAUACAAUGUUGAAUGCUUUUUACUUUUUGUUA